AUGACCACUACUGAUAUUGAUGCACUAAAUAAACAAAUAAGAAUUCUCUCAUUUCUGUGCAGCUCCUGCAAGUCUUGUUUGAUAGACACAGAUAGUGAUGGCCAGUUGGCAGACGAUAAACUUAAAGAUCAGCACAUCAAGCGACUGGAAAAAAAUACUCAUACUCUUGAUGAUGAGAUUUUUGAAGUAGAGCAAAGCUACCUGUCCACCAUCUCAUCACAGAGUGAGCUCAUCCAAAUAGAGAAAUACCUUAUAGAAGCAAUUGAACUGAAGUCAGUUUUAUCUCAGGAGAUCAACGAGCAUGUUUGCAAAACUCACUCAUUGGAACAGAAACUUUUGAAUAAUGCCAAAGAACUAGAAAAAACCAACGAAUUCUUAAUGCGUAAUGGAUAUUCCUGCGUACCAGUCGCUCUAGCUGAAGGAUUGGACAUAAAACUGAACGCUGCAAGUAGGAAAGUGGAAUACAACAAUCAAGGUGUCGAAGUGACCGUCUACAAUCCAAGAAAUCCACAAACUACAAACACUUAUCAUGCCGACGUUGUUCUGUGCACUCUGCCACUAGGCGUUCUCAAACUAAGCGCCGUAUCAUCCAGUGGCCAACAAAACACUGUUCAGUUCAGCCCGCCGCUUCCCGACUGGAAAACCUCGGCUAUCCAAAGACUCGGCUUCGGAAACCUGAACAAAGUAGUACUUUGUUUUGAAAGAAUCUUCUGGAAUCCUCAAGCCAACUUGUUUGGACAUGUUGGAAGUACCACGGCCAGUCGUGGAGAGCUUUUCUUGUUUUGGAAUUUAUACAAGGCGCCAGUACUGUUGGCUCUUGUAGCUGGAGAAGCUGCAGCUAUAAUGGAGAAUGUGACUGAUGAUGUUAUAGUUGGAAGAUGCAUAGCAGUACUCAGAGGAAUCUUCGGUCAAUCGGGUGUACCUCAACCCAAAGAAACUGUAGUUACUCGUUGGCGAGCUGACCCGUGGUCACGCGGCUCCUAUAGCUUUGUUGCUGUAGGCUCCUCAGGCUCUGACUACGACUUAUUAGCCAGUCCAGUGAUACCGCCUAAUCCUCAAGGCGUGUCAGUGACCUCUGGACCCGCAAGAUUAUUUUUUGCUGGAGAACAUACUAUACGUAACUAUCCAGCCACCGUUCAUGGAGCAUUUUUGAGUGGAUUGCGCGAGGCUAGUAGGAUUGCUGAUCAGAUUAUUGGAAAUCCUUGUCAGCCAGAACCGGCAGAAGAGAAGAACUAA
This is a messenger RNA of Ceutorhynchus assimilis (cabbage seed weevil), 1236 nucleotides long. The record is from the annotation of a GenBank genome assembly. NCBI's taxonomy places the organism in Eukaryota, Metazoa, Arthropoda, Insecta, Coleoptera, Curculionidae.